UUCGUUUUGAAUGCGGCGGUUCGCAUUCGGUGUAAAAUCAGGAAGUUCCACAGUUGGAGAUUUGUCUGAAGUUCCAACAUAUUUCUGAAGAGAUGUAUUAGUGCUGUCAUAGUCAAAUAAAUGGCCAUUACAUGGUAUGCAUUUCAGACAGAAUUGUUGAAGCUCGUUCGAAGGUUGCGAUGAAGAGGGCGCAUUGAUUUAAUGUGUGUUUUAGUUGCCUGGCCCUGGCUAACUUGCCUAGCUCCAGUUAACGUUAUCCAACGUUAGCUGAAAUAUUUGGUGACACUUAAGUCACUUGCAAAACCUGUUUUCAGUUUAAGUGUAAGGUGUAGGAAGACCAAGCUGUCGCGGAGAAGGCUUUUGUAAGGACUGUGAGAAUGAAUGGACGAUUGUUUGUAUAAACGACAGGAAACGUUCGCUGCUGAUAGCUAGCGACAACUUUGUAUUUGGCAUAUCUUCCGGAUCCUUGCACCAGUUUUCAUCGACUUUGUCGACCAUCCCUCUAGUAAAAUACUGCUAGUGGAACAAUUGUGACCUUGUGCCAUGGCUUCCACCCACCUGAAGUACCUGUCUCUAGGUGUGCUGGUGUUCCAGACCACAUCUCUGGUGCUGACCAUGCGCUACUCUCGCACUCUACAAGGAGAUGGUCCAAGAUACCUGGCCUCCUCUGCGGUGGUGACUGCUGAACUGUUGAAAAUUCUUGCAUGUGUCAUGCUGGUCUUCAAAGAGCACAGUUACAGUGUCCGUGCCCUGAACAGUAUGCUGAGACAGGAGAUUGUACACAAACCCGUGGAGACCUUGAAGCUGGCCAUUCCCUCUGGAAUCUACACGUUACAGAACAACCUACUGUACGUCGCUCUCUCCAACCUGGAUGCAGCCACUUAUCAGGUGACGUACCAGCUGAAGAUCCUGACCACGGCCCUGUUCUCCGUGUCCAUGCUGGGCAGGAAGCUGGGGGUGUACCAGUGGUUGUCUCUGCUCAUCCUCAUGGGCGGUGUGGCGCUGGUACAGUGGCCCUCUGACUCGCCCUCGUCCCCGGAGAAGGAGCCGUUGAGCUCGGGCUCCCAGGUGGUGGGGCUGGUGGCCGUGCUGGUGGCCUGCUGCUCCAGCGGCUUCGCCGGCGUCUACUUCGAGAAGAUCCUCAAGGAGACCAAGCAGAGUGUCUGGGUCAGGAACAUCCAGCUUGGGAUGUUUGGCCUGGUUUUCGGUGUGAUUGGCAUGUUUGCGUAUGAUGGAGAUCGGGUGAGGGAGCAUGGAAUGUUCCAGGGCUAUAACAGUCUCACUUGUGUUGUGGUCGCUCUUCAGGCUCUUGGUGGACUGGUAAUAGCUGCUGUAAUCAAAUAUGCGGACAACAUCUUAAAGGGAUUUGCCACAUCGCUCUCCAUCAUCCUCUCCACACUCAUCUCCUACUUCUGGCUUGAAGACUUUGUGCCCACCAGUGUCUUCUUCAUGGGAGCAGUGCUGGUCAUUGUGGCCACCUUCCUUUAUGGCUAUGAGGGCAAGCCCUCCACAAACCCAAGCCGGGCUUGAGAGAGGGCAGGAAAACCAAAGGACCAGCUCCUGAGGUGAUGAUUUGAAGGAGGUACAAGCGAGAGCACCAAAGGAUCGUGGGGAGGAGGAGGACUUUAUCAAAGGAGGCACAUCUGAGGCAUAUCUGCGGCAUAUCACCACACACACAAGAGACACCACACCGGUCUGUGUCCUUGUGCAGAGGCAAUGGGUCAGCUACAUGGCUGCCCUUUUGCGGGAGUCCAUGUUGAGGACUGAAAGAUGAUCAGCUUGGCUUUCUCUUAUCGUUCGAGUUGUGCUCUCUCUCUCACCCAACACGUACUAGGGAAGCCAUAAGCCAAUUCUCCAGAUUUACUUAGAACCACCUCUCAUACAUAUCCAGACCACAUAGGGAAACUGACCGGUUCAGAUUUCAAACUAAACAUAUGAGGGCUAGGGGCUGUAUUUUUUUUAAAAAAAAAACAUUUUAAAUGAGAUAAUCAUGUUUUGGAGGCGCACAAGGGAUUAUAUAUUGAUUUGAGAUUAUUUUCAGUUCUGUCCAGGAUUUGGUCAUUAUGACCUUCCAAGAAUCACAGAAGGCUUUACCAGUUGUAAUCAAAUGGAUGGUAAAACCUAGGUGAAUGAAGGAGUGUACUGAUGAAAAGGUCUACCCUAAAAAUGCUACAAUCGCACUCAGAAACACUAUCAUCUUUCACAUCCUCAGUUACUGAAUGCACCUUAUGCAGGCCGACUUUACGUGAAGAUUGAAGUUGAUUGAUUCAAGCAGGUCAAUUUCAGUAUGUCUUGGUUUCUGUGUUUUUUUUUUUUUUUUUUUUAAUGUUUAUUCGAAAUGGAAUGUAAAUACUGUAAAUCAUGGGAGACAUGGGAAAAAUAUGUUUGUGCAGUGUUCAGAGAAGCACUUGCAAUAAUGACAAUA
Messenger RNA from Alosa alosa (allis shad), 2425 nucleotides. It is a transcript of the gene slc35a3a, whose product is annotated as solute carrier family 35 member A3a. Gene Ontology annotation, molecular function: UDP-galactose transmembrane transporter activity. The record is from RefSeq and is a predicted model, not a curated record. The transcript has 8 exons. Lineage: Eukaryota; Metazoa; Chordata; Actinopteri; Clupeiformes; Clupeidae. Bases 544 to 1530 code for a protein of 328 amino acids. Gene Ontology annotation, biological process: pyrimidine nucleotide-sugar transmembrane transport. Gene Ontology annotation, cellular component: Golgi membrane.